This is a messenger RNA of Haliotis rubra (blacklip abalone), 1118 nucleotides long. RefSeq lists its product as uncharacterized. The transcript has a single exon. The record is from RefSeq and is a predicted model, not a curated record. The coding region runs from base 1 to 975 and encodes 324 amino acids. NCBI's taxonomy places the organism in Eukaryota, Metazoa, Mollusca, Gastropoda, Lepetellida, Haliotidae.
AUGAGAAGACAAUUCAGGAAUUACAGAGAGCUUCAACAAUCAUCAUUAUUUUCCAUAGAUGUUGUGAUCACCAGGGGUAAAAAAAUCAAAAACUUAUUCAAACACUAUACAGGUGUUACAUAUGUGAGAUUUCUCACACUACUAACAUUUCUGCUACCCCAAGGAGAGGACAUUGAUUAUUCAUCAGGGAGAAAAGACAUCAAGAGACUUAAACCUCAGGAUGCAUUAUUGCUUACUCUCUGUCGGUUAAGGCAUGGGUUUGGACUUAAAGACAUUGCAGUUCGCUUUGGACUAAGUCCUCAGUCAGCAGGUAUCAUUUUCAACACAUGGCUUGAUCUGUUAUAUUUCAAGCUAGGGCAGAUUCCAAUAUGGCCACAUAGGGAUGAUAUAAUACAACAUAUGCCUGUAAAAUACCGUAGAGACUAUCCAACAACAUUAAUUAUCAUUGAUGGGACAGAAGUCAAAACACAGACCCCAUGUGCUGUAAGUUUGCAAAGUCAAGUCUACAGUGAUUACAAGUCCUCUUCUACUCUUAAGGGUUUGAUUGGAUGUGAUCCAAAUGGAAGCUUAAUGUUUGUUUCAGAACUAUUUACUGGUUCAAUAUCUGAUAAAGCAAUCACUGAACAGUCUGGGUUUUAUGAUGUCAUUAAGUCAAUGAAAGAAAUUGGACACAUUAAUGAAGGUGAUGGCAUCAUGGUUGACAAAGGUUUUUCUAUCAAGAAUGAAGUUGAAAAACUAGGUUUGAAACUGAAUAUACCUCCAAAAGGAAAGACAGGAAAACAAUUCAACAUGGGAGAAAAUUCAUGUACAGAAAAAGUGGCAAAGCACAGAGUUCACAUUGAGAGACUUAUUAACAAGGUGAAACAAUAUAAAUUAUUGUCAAAUUGUGUUCCAACAUCUCUAUUCUCAAGGAUAAACAAGAUUUGGUCUGUUUGUUGCCACCUGACAUUAUUUCAGGAUGUUUUUGUUAAGUAAUGGUGCAUAUCUAAGUUGUUCAAUGAGGCCAAGCUACUACUGUAUACAGCAACUCGUAAUAAAACAAACUUUCAAACACUUCUGAAAUGUUUUAAGUUAGUUGCACCUCUUUGACAUAGAUAUGUAAAUAUAUACCUGAUAAG